AUGGCUGGCAAGCACCAGAGUGAGGCAGGGGUGCCAAGGGAAAGGGAAGAGGAACAGGCUGAGUUUCAUACACUUGUCCAGGAGUUCCUGAACUACUUCUUGGGGGCCCAUGUGUAUCCCGAGCAAAGGGAACACCAGAGAAGGGAGGGGGAGCACCAGCUGGUGCAAGCUCUGGUCGGCAGGAUCAUGGCUCGGGUGCAUGAGUGCAACGUGGAGAUGUUCACUGGAGAAGCCAUCCUGGUGGGCAGCCAAGCCCAGGACCUCCACGUCCGGACAGAGUCCAGCAGCAGCGACUACGACUUCCUGGUCCCCAUCCAGUACAACACGAACCUGAUCCUUAUGGGCAGCCUGUACAGCAAACUCUACACCCCAAAAGGUCAUCUGCCAGUCUGGGAGAGCUUGAAGCCCGGGGUGCCGGUGUACCGCUGGGGGAACAAGGUGGUGGUGGAUUAUAACAAGCUGAUAAUGAGAGAUCUCUUGGAGAAGAAGACGGUAGACAUUGACCUCACAGAGGAAGACAUAAAAACAAUAAAUGACCGGCAGCUACGGCUUUGGGAGAAUAGCGUUAGUCCAUAUAGUGUCAUGACAGAAUUGUGGAAGUGUGUCCAGGAAGCUCUGACUGAAGGUAAGUUUCUUUGUGAAUAUUCAUUCAUUAUUACUGCAUUAAUUAGUUGAGGCCGGUCAGGAAGAUGAUAAACAC
This is a messenger RNA of Terrapene triunguis (Three-toed box turtle), 700 nucleotides long. RefSeq lists its product as uncharacterized. The record is from RefSeq and is a predicted model, not a curated record. Lineage: Eukaryota; Metazoa; Chordata; Testudines; Emydidae. The coding region runs from base 1 to 675 and encodes 224 amino acids. The transcript is spliced from 2 exons.